Molecule: messenger RNA, 1387 nt
Organism: Punica granatum (pomegranate)
Lineage: Eukaryota; Viridiplantae; Streptophyta; Magnoliopsida; Myrtales; Lythraceae
Source: RefSeq, a predicted model, not a curated record
UGCUCUUUUCCUCAUCGUCUCUCUCGAUCCCUCCUCCGUCACCGUCCUCAGUGCUCUAACUCCUUUUGAAUUCCUAAUUUUCCCGCCUAUUUCUCAAACCAAACCACCCCCCCUCUAUCUUCGCCGUCAGACUGUCGGCGGUUCGUCGCCCGAGCGAUCUCGUGUCCAGUCUACUGAGUUCGGGUCGUACAGCUUUCGAGCUCACCGCCACACUCUAGGGUUCCGAGUAGUGCCGUAUUCUUCCUUCUCUGUGGUGCUGCAGGAUGGAGCCUCUGUACGCUAAGCUCUACGACAAGUACACCAAACUGAAGGCGAGGAAAUUCGGUGAGCUGGAGCAGCUCAACAAGGAUCAGGAAGAGAAGUUCAUUAAUUAUAUGGCCGCUGCGGAGGAGUUGAUACAACACCUGAAAGAUGAAAACGACCGUUUGCAUGCGAAAUUAAACGACUUGAUUUCUUCGACUAGGCCUUCUGUGGAUGACCAAAGCUUGGACUACCAGAAGCUUUUGAUGGAAGAAAUCCAUAAGAAUAAAGAACUUUCUCAGGAAGUUGAGAAACUCCAUAAGCUUCAAAAGGAGAGGGUUGAUGGUGAGAGAGGGCAGCUAAAUGACCAUACUUCGCAAAAAAGGUCAGAUAUGUCCGAUGGCCCUAUGACCAGAUCUAGAAAGCGUAGUAGGCCUCCUGAGAGUAGUGGAGAGAUCGUUCUGGUGACUCAAGAAAAUGGCCAACGGGAAGCUGUGCAGGAAGAUUCAGAAAACAUUUCCUUCAAAGAAACCUCAUCCUCUGGUGCCCCUGAAGAGGCUAAGCAGCCACAAUGCUGCACAAGAGCUACUGAAGAACCAGGUGAUUGUACAGAUGAUAAGUCCACUUGCAAGUGCUUGUUUCAAGCGCUCAUUCAAUACACACUGGGCAUGCAAUUUUCAGUUGCUACUCAGGUGGCCGGAAUCUGCAUUUCAGCAUUUCAUGAAUCAAGUGGCUACUCCUUCACUCUAACAUGGGCAGAUAAAGAAGCGUCCGGGGAAGUGGAGCUGAUGUAUACAGUCCAGUCACUGGGAACAUACGAGAGGGUCGCACCAGAAUGGAUGAGAGAGGUCAUCAAAUUCAGUUCAACCAUGUGUCCUAUAUUUUUCAACAGAAUCGCACGGUUUAUUAAUGUACAUCAGUGAGCAUCAGAUGGGGAAAUUGCCCGCCCUCACCAUUCGUAGCUAGCAUUAUGAUAUGUCCUGGGAAAUUGAUAUGAUUUACCAUAGCAUAGUCCGAUUCUUCCUUGUUGUAAAUUGUAACGAACUCUGUUUCAAAACCGAGAUCUGUCUAGCCCUCGGGUUGGAGCCCUCUUCUCAGUUCCUCCCUCUUCUCUUUCGAUCUUAAUAUAAUAUCAUUCGUGAGCCUA